AUGGUCCACAGGGGCAUCCUGUACCGAAAAUACCUGCUCUCUCCUCCUCUGUGCCAGAGGCUGGGCUGGGCUCUGGGACCCAGUGGGAACAAGGCAGGUCCACUCCUCGGCCAGGCUCAGACUGGAGAUGUGGCUGCCCUCUUCAUGGAGAACAGUGAGUUCGUGGACCUGUGGCUCAGCAUGGCCAAGGCUUGGUCCAGGCACAAGUCUUGGUUUUCACAGGUGGGGGCCUGUGGCUUCAACAGCUGCAUCCUGACCUUCGUGUACCCCAUCCGGCUGGUGCAUGUCAAUGAGGACACCUUGGAGCUGAUCUGGAGGCCUGGUGGUGUCUGUGUUCCCUGCCAACCAGGUGAGCCAGGCCAGCUGGUGGGCCACAUCCUCCAGCAGGACCCCCUGUGCCGCUUCGACAGCUACCUCAACCAAGGUGACAGUAACAAGAAGAUCACCAAGGAUGGCUUCAGGAAAGAGGACCAGGCCUACCUCACCUGUGGGCGGACACCUCUCCCCAGCUCUUCACAGCCCCCUUCCUCCCUUAGUAGCCCCUUCCUGGGGGAGGGGAAUGAGGGGAACUCCCCGCCGCCUUCAGAGAACACCUCCCGAGGGCUCCCCCACUUCCAGGCCUUGUGGUAAACAAAUCCUUGGGAUCCAGCGAGGACUGCCUGGUCUACACCUCUGAGUCAGGAGCCAGGGCAGGCCCAAGCUCUGCCACACACCACCCCUCCCUAGGCGAUGUGCUGGUGAUGGACGAGCUGGGCUGCCUGUGCUUCUGAGACAGCACUGGGGACACGUUCCACUGGAAGGAGAGAACGUGUCCGCCAUGGAGGGCACACUCAGCUGCCUGUGGGACAUGGCCAGUGUGGCCGUUUGUGGUGUCGAGGUGCCAGGUGUGUGGGGGAAGGCAUGGGUGGGCAGGUGGAGGGUCAGCUGGCCAGUACCACCCAGGGGCUCCCUGCCACCAGCUGCUCACUGUCCACCUUACUGCCUCCAGGAACUGAGGGUCGGGCCAGAAUGGCUGCUCUGGCCAACCCCACUGGCAGCUGUGACCUGGAGCACUUUGCUCAGGUCCUGGAGAAGGAGCUGCCCCUGUACACAUGCCCCAUCUUCCUGUGCUUCCUGCCCGAGCUGCACAAAACAGGUCUCUCCCAAAACCCACUCCAACUCUCAGGUUUCAGAUCUAGCCCCUUGCAUGUUUACUUCUAGAAAAGCCUGGGUGGCUGUCAUUUGACCUUUACCCACAGCCUUACU
Molecule: messenger RNA, 1245 nt
Organism: Choloepus didactylus (southern two-toed sloth)
Lineage: Eukaryota; Metazoa; Chordata; Mammalia; Pilosa; Megalonychidae
Exons: 4
Coding region: 1-630 (209 amino acids)
Biological process (GO): very long-chain fatty acid catabolic process; response to nutrient; medium-chain fatty acid transport
Cellular component (GO): microvillus; endoplasmic reticulum membrane; plasma membrane
Molecular function (GO): long-chain fatty acid-CoA ligase activity; long-chain fatty acid transmembrane transporter activity
Source: RefSeq, a predicted model, not a curated record